UCUGGCUAGUUUUCUCUCCAGAGAGCAAUUAAGUUCAAUUUUCAAGUAGAGUAAGAGCGUGUCUUCGUUCCAAACAAGAUGGUAGAGAAGUGCGGUAGCGAUGUAGGAGGAGAAACAAUGGUGGUUGUAGCCCCAACCGCCGGAGACCACCCCCACCAGCUUGGUCUUGGCGGUGGCGUUCGUGUUGUUGAUGGCCCGGCGCCGCCAGUUGAUCUCCUCGAGGUGGUGGGAGAAACGGGCAAGCAGGCGGCGACACCGCGCGUGCUGGUUGAAGGCUUCGCCGUGCUGGAGCCGCCGGUGGACGCGGCGGCGGCGGCGGAGAGGGCGGACGACGUGGCGGCGCUCCUCGCCGCCUUCGGCAACCACCUCCACGAGCGGACCGCGCACCACCUGGGGUACCCGUACAACUUGGAUUUCGAUUUCAGCGUUUUGGCACAGUUUCAGAAUUUCUCCAUCAACAACCUUGGAGACCCUUUCAUCGAGAGCAACUAUGGCGUUCACUCCAGGCAGUUCGAGGUGGCCGUGCUCGACUGGUUUGCCCGCCUAUGGGACCUCCAACAAGACGAGUACUGGGGCUACAUCACCAACUGCGGCACCGAAGGAAACCUGCAUGGUCUACUAGUCGGGAGAGAGCUUUUUCCUGAUGGGAUUAUAUAUGCAUCUCAUGAGUCGCACUACUCAAUCUUCAAGGCAGCUAGGAUGUACAGAGUCGAAUGUGUCAAGAUCGACACUCUGGUCUCCGGAGAGAUGAAUUGUGCAGAUUUUAAGUCCAAGUUACUACAAAAUCCGGGGAAACCCGCGAUUGUGAAUGUCAACAUAGGGACUACUGUCAAGGGGGCAAUCGACGACCUUGAUAGGAUCAUAAGAACACUUGAAAAAUGUGGACUCAAAGAUCGAUUCUACAUCCAUUGUGAUGGAGCUUUGGCUGGCCUUAUGAUGCCAUUUAUCAAACAAGCACCAAAGGUGACAUUCAAGAAGCCUAUCGGAAGCGUUAGCGUCUCCGGUCAUAAGUUCAUAGGAUGCCCUGUACCAUGUGGCAUUGUAAUAACAAGGCUUGAGCAUGUAAAAGUGCUCUCUACCGACAUCGAGUACCUAUCAUCCAGAGAUGCCACGAUUAUGGGGAGCCGCAAUGGGCAUGCGCCAAUGUUCCUAUGGUACACCCUAAAUAAGAAGGGAUAUAAAGGGAUCCGCAAAGAAGUUCAAAAGUGCCUUAGAAAUGCCCAUUACCUCACAAACUGUCUCAAGGAGAUGGGAGUAAGUGCAUCCUUGAAUGCGCUGAGCAACACCGUAGUGUUCGAGAGGCCACGAGACGAAGCGUUCGUGCACAAGUGGCAACUCGCGUGCGAGGGGAGCAUUGCACAUGUGGUGGUGAUGCCCAACGUGAGUAUAGAGAAGCUCGACGGGUUCGUUGAAGAGCUCGUCGCCAAACGAAGCUCCUGGCAUGAAGGCAAAGAGUUUAGGGCACCGUGCGUUGCAAAGGACAUAGGGGCUGAAAAUUGUCUCUGCGGCCAGCAUAACAAGAAGUCAAGAAUUGGGCAAGGUUUUCAAAGGAUUGGAUAGCGACAAUAAUCAAAUGCUUUGUAAUGCCACAAAUGAUUGAUUUUACUUUUAUAAAUUGGAACUUUACGUGUGUCGCUAGCCAUCUCUUUAGUUGCACCAUCUAAGAAGGCUGACAUGUGUUUAG
Lolium rigidum is the source of this 1684-nucleotide messenger RNA. RefSeq names its product serine decarboxylase 1-like. Bases 79 to 1560 code for a protein of 493 amino acids. Lineage: Eukaryota; Viridiplantae; Streptophyta; Magnoliopsida; Poales; Poaceae. Gene Ontology annotation, biological process: carboxylic acid metabolic process. The transcript is spliced from 5 exons. The record is from RefSeq and is a predicted model, not a curated record. Gene Ontology annotation, molecular function: pyridoxal phosphate binding; carboxy-lyase activity.